Colletotrichum higginsianum IMI 349063 is the source of this 1593-nucleotide messenger RNA. RefSeq names its product H+ symporter family protein. The transcript has 4 exons. NCBI's taxonomy places the organism in Eukaryota, Fungi, Ascomycota, Sordariomycetes, Glomerellales, Glomerellaceae. Gene Ontology annotation, biological process: plasma membrane lactate transport. Gene Ontology annotation, cellular component: plasma membrane. The record is from RefSeq and is a predicted model, not a curated record. Gene Ontology annotation, molecular function: secondary active monocarboxylate transmembrane transporter activity. Bases 1 to 1593 code for a protein of 530 amino acids.
AUGGACAGUCCUCGCGACAAAACUCACAUCGACCCCGAACAGAGCCCUCGCGCCGAGCACCAUGGAGACCAAGAGCCGUGGCACGGCAUGUCCGCCGGCCAGUACCUUGGGACGCGCUUCACCACGCUGAAGCCGCCCAUGCUGAGCGCUCCCAACCCGCUGAAGCUCGUGGUGAUGAUCAACAGACGCCAGUGGGCCUUCUUCGCAGUCGCUUUCGCUGCUUGGACAUGGGACGCCUUCGACUUCUUCACCGUCUCGCUCACCAUCACGGAGCUCUCCGAGACGUUCAACAAGUCCAAGACCGACAUCACUUGGGGCAUCACGCUCGUCCUCAUGUUCCGAUCGGUCGGCUCCGUCAUCUUCGGCAUCGCAGCAGACCGAUACGGCAGAAAGUGGCCCUUUGUCGUGAACAACCUCCUCUUCAUCGCCCUCGAGCUGGGAACCGGCUUCUGCCAGACGUACGACCAGUUCCUCGCAUGCCGCGCUCUCUUCGGCAUCGCCAUGGGCGGUUUGUACGGCAAUGCAGCAGCAACAGCUCUUGAAGACCUCCCCUCCGAGACACGCGGCAUGAUGUCCGGUGUCCUACAGCAAGGUUACGCUUUCGGAUACCUGCUGGCCGCGGCCUUUGCCCGAGGCCUCGUCAACACCACCCCGCACGGCUGGCGCCCUCUCUUCUGGUUCGGCGCCGGCCCGCCCGUGCUGUUCAUCCUCUUCCGCCUGAUGCUGCCCGAAACGGACACCUUCAACGAGCAUAAGCGCAUCCGCGAAGCCGCCGGGCGGCAGGCGGCAGCGGCGGCCGGCGGAAGCGUCACGUCGACGUUCCUCAAGGAGGGCAAGGUGGCCGUGCGCAAGCACUGGCUGCUGCUGGCCUACCUCGUCCUCCUCAUGGCCGGCUUCAACUUCAUGUCGCACGGCAGCCAGGACCUGUACCCGACCAUGCUGACGAACCAGUUCUCCUUCGACGCGGACCAGGUCACCGUCACCCAGGUCGUCGCGAACCUCGGCGCCAUGCUGGGCGGCACCACCGUCGGCUACUGCAGCCAGAUCUUCGGCCGCCGCUUCAGCAUCCUCGUCUGCUGCGUCGUCGGCGGCGCCCUGCUCUACCCGUACACCUUCGUCACGACCGAGGCCGUCAUGGCGGCCGCCUUCUUCGAGCAGUUCUGCGUCCAGGGCGCCUGGGGCGUCAUCCCCAUCCACCUGAUGGAGCUCAGCCCGGGCGCCUUCCGCACCUUCGUCGUCGGCACCUCGUACCAGCUUGGCAACCUCGUAUCGUCGGCCAGCUCGACCAUCGAGGCCCGCCUCGGCGAGCAGUUCCCGCUGCCGCCGCGGGGCGGCACGAAACGCUUCGACUACGGCAGGGUCAUUUGCAUCUUCAUGGGCUGCGUGUUCGCGUACGUCAUCCUCCUGACCUUCGUCGGGCCCGAGCAUCUGCGGCGCAGCUUCGACGUGGCCGAUGACUCGGACAUGCGCGAGGUCGCCGGGGACGAGACGAUGGAGGACGAGCUCCACCACCGCGAGGCGAGGGUUGGGCACGGGGUGCACAGCGACGAGGAGACGGGGCAUCAGGAGAAGUCGGCUACGCACCGAGAGUGA